GAGUCAAAGACAUUCACCAUAUCCCGCUUCACCCCGUAAUAACACUAAUAUAAACAACCCUGGUAUGAGAAAUUCUGAGCAAAAUAUUAGCGUCCCACCGCCUCCAAUUGAAACAUUAUCUCCUCAACCACCACCUUACUCACGGGCCACAGAUGAAGCACAAAAUAAUAAUCAGAGCCAAGACAGUUCUAACCACGAAGUAGCUGUCUCCGGCAGUAAUCUAACACCUGAUUUGCUAAAUUUAUCCUUAUCACGAAACGAAAGUGAUGUCAUUAUGCACGAUAUAGGAACAGGUCAACAUUUAAUAGUCGGCACGAAUAAUCCACCAAUUAAUCUUGAUAAUAUUCUUGCAAACCCAGGACGUUCAUACCAGCAUACAGUAGGGGGGGUACGAUUAGAAUUGGUAUUCAAUGAAUCUGGAGGGUCUGGCUUUCAAGAAAAUGCUG
Molecule: messenger RNA, 446 nt
Organism: Racocetra fulgida
Lineage: Eukaryota; Fungi; Glomeromycota; Glomeromycetes; Diversisporales; Gigasporaceae
Source: the annotation of a GenBank genome assembly